Hibiscus syriacus is the source of this 1200-nucleotide messenger RNA. RefSeq lists its product as uncharacterized. The transcript is spliced from 2 exons. Bases 1 to 1200 code for a protein of 399 amino acids. The record is from RefSeq and is a predicted model, not a curated record. Lineage: Eukaryota; Viridiplantae; Streptophyta; Magnoliopsida; Malvales; Malvaceae.
AUGUCUUCCGAUGGGAUUGAGAAUCCAAUCAGAGUUCAGACCUGGUCUGAAUACGGACAGACACGGUUCGGGGAUAGCCUUGCUACUAUCGAAGAUUCAAUUUUUCCAGAAAAGACAUUGUUCAGAGGGAUAUACGGCGACAUCGUAGAGCUGCUGAGAGUACCAAUAGAUCCAGUGGUGAUUCGAGCCCUUGCCAAAUGUUGGAAUCCAGCUUACUGGUGUUUCACUUUCGGUAAAGUAGAUAUGACCCCUACCUUAGAGGAGUAUACGACUUUGUUGAACAUCCUAAAUGUUAGAAGACAUUCCAUUUACACCAAGGUAAUUCGACCUAAAGGGUUCAUAGCCAAGAUGAUCACGUUGACGGGAAAGACUAAGGAGUGGGUCGAAGAGUACAUUCGUGAUGAGGGGAUCUCCUGGGCUCAGCUGAAGAGUUUAAUUUACGAGCAAACUCCAUCGAAAAGAAGAAGAGAUCACUUCGCACUUGCAGUAUAUGGUUUGGUAAUUUUCCCUAGGAACGAGGAUCACUUCGACAUCGCCUUAAUCGAUUUCGUCAAAGCUAUCGCUAGAAAGAAUCCCGCACCAGCCAUCCUUGCGGAAACAUUUUUGUCACUGAACCAGUGUAGACGAUUAGGGGGAGGUCAAUUCAUUGGAUGUGCCUCAAUGUUACUAGUUUGGUGGUGGAGCCACUCCUGGAUAGUCGAGAAAGGCUGUGCUCAGAGACAUCAAUCAAAUUUUUCGCCUCUAGUGGAUUUCCUCGAUAAAUGCCAAAUUCCAGAGCAUCGUAAGAGGAAAGACUGGGUUGAAGCUCUCCGUAACAUGAAAGAUACUGAGAUAGUAUGGAAGGCUUAUUGGUUACCCAAAAAGGACAUACUUUUCAGGUGUGGUAAUGAUAGUUUUAUAAUGCUACACGAAUUAUGGGGAGCUAUCGGUUAUACUCCGCUAAUUGUACUCAGACAGUUUGGUACCCGACAGUUCGUACCAGCUACCCACGGCCUGAAAGAGGCAGAGUUUUCUUUUUCUACUCCAGGUUACCGAGAGCAGAUUUCAAAGAUCUACGUGGCUUGGCAGAAGCCUCAAUGCAUGAGCUUUAAGAUGAUAGAGCCUGUAUUCACGCCGGCCUAUGAGUUUUGGAGGUCGCAGAGAAUUAAUAACAACACACCUAAGCCAAAUUUAGAGGACCAGUUGACCAUGGAGGAGUGA